CUUGGUGUUAAUUGAAUGAUUGCCAGCAUGGAUUUGAAUGCCAUCCCAGAACCAGAAGAGGAUGAUGUGUUUUAUCAACCAAAUUUCGAAGAAGAUCAUGCACCAGAAGAACAGAUAGAAUACAAUGAGCAUUCAGAACACGGGGAGUCUGCUGUUGAGAUUUCACACCGGGAACGUGAAGAGAGGAUUCAGAGGCUAAAAAGACAACGUCCCAUUGACAGGCUAUCAUACCAAUCUCAGCCACCAUUUCGUGAUGAUGGGUAUCAAAUUAAAAAACAGAAACCUCAUAAUAAACUUCCUCCAGGUUGGUUGGAUUGCCCUUCAUUUGGUCAGGAAAUAGGAUGUUUAGUACCUUCAAAAGUUCCUUUAGGUGAAUCAUUCAAUGAUUGUAUUCUUCCGGGUAAAAGAUACUCUUCCAGGCAGGUGAUUCAUCAACAGAGAGUUUUAGGAAGAAAGCUUGGUUUGGUCAUCGAUCUUACAAAUUCAAAUAGAUAUUAUUCGACUAAUGAUUGGAAGAGAGAAGGUAUCAAGCAUGUUAAGAUUCCUUGCAAGGGGCGUGAUUCUGUGCCUGAGAAUGAGGCCGUAAAUGCAUUUGUUUAUGAGGUAUGUUGCUCUAUAGACAUUCAUCAUAUCUCUGUGCUUGUAAGCACAUAUGGAGUAUGCUACUUCCAUGUCUUUGUAUUACUCUCUCCAAAUGAAGGAAAGGAACCUGUUCUUGGAAUGUUUGUGUCUGCCCAUCUAGAAAGUGGCUGCAAUAUUACCACAGGUUCAUUAUCUGAUGACACACAUACUGAUGCUAUCUUUAGUAUUUUCCUAAUCGAAGAUUCUAUUCUGAUGAAUUUGAGUCAUAUUGCAUCUAUGGAUCAGUCUCAGAACAAGCUUUUUGGUGCAAUAGAAUUGUCUAUUGAUGAACCUGUCUUGUGGGUGAUUACUGGAUCAGCAACUGAUAAGCUGUGUUCUGCAAUGGUCGUUCUUACUAAUGUUUGUGCAUUUUUAAAUUUGAAGGGAAAUCAACCUUAUGUUUGUUGUCCAUUAUUGGUGGCUUGUGUGCCCAUGUUUUAUGGUAGAUAUCAUGAUCUUGCUCAUCUUCAGUUUCGUGGGUUGAUAAAGUAUGAGUUUCUUAUAAUCAGCCUGAAUUUAUUAAUCGUUAACACUGGAAAAAGACUAGUUUUUAUAAUUGGUUAUUCACUUGGGAAUCAAGAUGACAUGAAAUGGACAUCUUCCCUUAUUUUACAUCAUCUUAGCAUUUAUCACAAUUUAAUCUGUAGAAAUAUCUUACAACACCAUGCAAGUUCACUUGUUUUAUUGCAGCGGCCCUUUUAUGAACGUUGGAAAAUGCUUGAAAAGGAAGUAAUUGAACCUCGGAAUAUAGAACGACAAUAUAUAUCACAGAGCAAAAAUCCCUAUUAUAGAUAUGACAUGGAGCCAUUCAGGGUAAGAAGGAAAGACUUUUGGCUGCUAUCUACUGUCACAAAACUUUUGAAGGGAUUUAUUCCAAAGCUUUCACAUGCUGCUGAUGGUCUUAUUUUUCAGGGUUGGGAUGAUCCUUAUGUUCCUCGAACGCAUGAGGGUCUCUUGAAGUGGAAAUACCCAGAAAUGAAUUCAGUUGAUUUCCUCUUUGAGAUGGUUGACAGUCGCCAGUCACUUUAUCUUCACGAAAGAGGGAAGAAAAAACUAAUGGAAGGAAGUCGGGUUGUUUUCCCAGAUGGGUCUGAUCCUGCAUCAUACUCGGGGAAGAUAGUUGAGUGUUCUUGGGAUCAGAACGAAGAUGUAUGGGUAUGCAUGCGAAUCAGGCCAGAUAAAGGGACUCCAAAUGAGUUUAACACCUACAAGAAGGUAAUGAGAAGUAUAAAGGACAAUAUCACAGAGGAGGUCCUUUUGAACGAAAUAAAUGAGAUCAUUCGCCUACCAAUGUAUGCAGAUAGGAUACAGAACGAGAGCAAAGCCCACCAACACAUUAACACAUCACGCCGUAGGUGAUUGAUUUCUCAUAAGUGAAAGACGUCUCGCCUAAAGAAUCUGCAUGGCCUACACAUGAGAAUAUAAGAGGAUUAUGUAGAUAAUUUGCAAGUUGUAAGUUGGUGACGAGUGCGAUAGUGUCUUGUUGCAUGAUUCUGUUUGCUCACUUAAGUUAUAUUCUGUAUCAGCCCCCCGUUCAUUUCUAGUGUAUUCAAGAAUUAUAGGAAUUAGAAGUAGAGUCACCAUGUGUAUUAGUAUUAAGUACUAGUUUUUUAUCUAAUAGAUAGCUUCAAUAGGACAGAAUCGAGUUCUAUAGCAAUUUUCAUGAUGUGAAUAUAGAUGAAUGGGAUCCUUUAUUUAGUGUUGCAGUCUCUUGUUGGUGCAAUGAUAUUGUGUAAAUGUAAUCGCAUGAAGAGGGGAGUGGCCACUUUUCUUCUCGCU
Molecule: messenger RNA, 2400 nt
Organism: Olea europaea var. sylvestris
Lineage: Eukaryota; Viridiplantae; Streptophyta; Magnoliopsida; Lamiales; Oleaceae
Exons: 17
Coding region: 16-1980 (654 amino acids)
Biological process (GO): 7-methylguanosine mRNA capping
Molecular function (GO): mRNA 5'-triphosphate monophosphatase activity; ATP binding; mRNA guanylyltransferase activity
Source: RefSeq, a predicted model, not a curated record